AUUAUUCAGUUUAGGCUGUGGUAGUUACACCAUAACAAAAUAUUUGAUAUAUUUUGUCAAUUGUAGCUACUAGUUGAUGUUAUUAGUUACUUAUAUAAGUUAUAAUAUUGUUAAUAAUUGAACCAUACCUAAUUCUUAUUUUUUAUACAAAAAAGUUCAUUGCCGGUCAAAACUAGUUUUUAAGUGUUAUUUGAUACUUGUUUUCUGUUAAAUAAAUAAAUUUUUAUUUUAGUUUCAACAAUUUUUUUAUUAUAUAAUGGGUGGUAAAAAAGCUCCGUCUAAAAAUCGAGUAUAUGAAAAAGAACGAAGAGAUCGUUUGAAUGUUAGUUUUGAAGAAUUGCGAACUGUUCUUCCACCAUCGGACUCAAAUGCUUCACUAGGUAAAGCUGACAUUAUUAACCAUGCAAUUGAUUUAAUUCGUGUAUUACAAAAUGAAAAAUUGAAGACAUCAAGUAUCCAUAGAAAGGAAUUAAUUCGCUUACAAAAUAAAAUAACCCAUUUAUGCUCAAGAAUCAAACACCUAAUAUCCAUUUUGAAAGAAUCAAAAAUUAAAAUACCAAAAGAUAGGUCUGUUAAAAAGACCUCAAUACAAAAUAGAUCAAAAAUAAAACAUAAAAAAGAUUCUGGUGUCAGAAAUAGUAAUAUAAAAAAGUUUAAAAGUAAACAAAAAUUAGCUCAAAAAGUAAGGCCUAUUACUUUAACUACUAAACCUGUUAAUAUACCGGUUUUAACUUCAACUAAGCCUACAUUUAUUUUGCCCAAUGGACAUUUGAUAAAAAUUGACACAGCACCUAUAAUACCUCAAUCACAAAUUAUAUUUGAUAUACCCAAAAUACUUUUGUUACCAGAUUAUAAAAAUUCAGAAGUAUUAAUUGCACCAAAAAAAAAUGAUGCAACUAUUACUACAUCUAUGAACAAAAGACCUAUACCAUCAUUAGUAACAUACAAUAGAUUAUUAAAAGAAACUAAUUUUUUGAAGGAUACUAAAGUAGAACUAACUAACAAUAAAAAAGUAAAUAGUAAAUCUGAAAAUAAAAACGAAUCUAAUAAAAUACAAAAAGUUGAAAAAAACAUAAACAAAAAUAAAAUAGAAGUAAGUGAUAAACUUGGUUGUACAGAACCUGUAAAAUCAAACGAUAACAGAAGUACAACAAGUCACACAAUUGAAGCUAUAGUUAAGGAUAUCAAUCAAGAUAAAAAUGAAAAAUCUAUUGAAAGAGAAGAAAUUGUAACAUGUAGCACAAUUAGUGAUGGAAAUAAACAUUUAUUAAAAUCUAUUGAAACAGAUAAUAAUAAAACAACUACUAAUUCUCCAGAGUGUUUAUCAGCGGCUCAAACUACAUCAACUGUUGUUAAUUCAUUAAGUAUAUUAACAGAAGAAAAUCAAAGAAAAUCCAUAGAAACAGCAAAAAACAUUAUCUCUUGUUUUGAUGACAUACGGUUACCAAUACCUAACACAGAUUUUUCUACGGAUUUAUUUAGUUCUCUUCAAGGACCAGUUGGAGGACACCAUGCAGAUUCGAUGUCUCCUACAGAAGCUUUUCUUCUUUCAUUUCCCCUGGUUUCAACUUCAAAAAAUACUAAUAUUUUAAAUGAAUCUGAACAAACUGAAAUGCACUCAGCUACACCCACUACAAUAUUGCAAAUUGGUAACUUAGAAUCUCCGGCUACAGAAUUAUUCCAGAAAAAUGAUGAUGAUUGUGAAAAAGAUCAAAAUAAAGAUAAAAUGAAAGAUCAAUUUGGUUUUAAUGUCAAACCAUUCUAUAAUGAUGGGUAUUUAGACAUUAAUAAAAAGAAUGAUCAACAUUAUGGUUAUAAAGAAGUUAAAAAAUUAAAGGCAAUACCUCCACCUCAACCAACUCCUUCUACUUAUCAUAAGACAUCAUAUAAUGAUAUUUCUUCUUAUUAUAGAACAACUCAAUCAAAUUCUGAUCUUUGGAGAUAUACUAGUUAUAAUUCGUUUGAUAAAAAUCUUAAUAAAAAUAUUAAAAAGACUGAUAAAUCUACAUCUACAGUAUUUGCAAACAACGUUCCUUAUGUACCGUAUGACCUAAAUACAGUUAAUUCAACUAAUACAACUACGUAUAUUGAUACUGAAAAUUAUCAAGAAGUUUGGCCACACAAACCAAAACAGAAAAAAAAACAAAAUGAAAAGAGUGUUCCAGUUAACUGGAUGACAGAUAAAGGCUGUCAAAAUUCUUAUGCCAAAAAAGAUGACUAUAACUAUCAAAAGAAAAAUAAUUUUGAUAUGUCUUUUGAUUUGCAGUCAGAACCUAAACAAACAUAUUCAUGGUCACCAUCAAAAACUAUCCCUUUAUUACCUCAUUUGGAUACUAAUAUGCCUUCAACAUUACCAACUCUAGUAGGAGAUUUAGCUUUGAAUAUUAAUACAGGCUCUAAUACUCCAUUUGAUCAAAGAGUUUAUGAAUGUAACAAAAAAAGUGACAAUAUAAUCCCCGUUACAAGUACUGAGCAAAAUAUGCUUAAUUACAAAUCUCGUUCUGUUAAUUCAAAUUUCCUAUCUGUUAGUCAAUUAGUAGAACAACCAAAGUCUAAUGACAAACGAAAAGGAAGAAGUUGUGCAAAGGAUUAUUGUUGUGUGUACCAAAAUCAGAAAACUGAUAAAGAUUAUUAUCAAAAUCAAACCAAACAAUAUUAUCCUGAGAUUAAUACAUUUGAACAAGAUCAAUCUUGGGUACGAUCAAAAUAUUCACAUGAUUCUAGUAGAUCAACUAAUCAUAGUGCUGAAUCUUUAAUUAGACAUCAACAAAAACAUGGUUCUAUUAUAAAAUCAGGCUCAAAAAAUCAAAAUUUAACUAAUAAACAAACUAAUUGUUAUAGAACAAGUCAAAAAUCAAGUUAUAAUAACAAUGAAAAUUUUGGCAAUUAUUAUAAUCAACCCAAUAGUAAUUAUCUAUAUGAGAAUAGAAAUGAUCUAGAUAAACAAACAUCUUCAUAUCAAAUACCAACUAAUUUCUAUACUCCUCCAACAACUACAAAGCAUAAUAUUUCAAAUUAUAUACCAUUACCAACUACAUUUAGUAUGACAAGUUCAAGUUAUAAUAAACCAGUUCAACAUUUUACCCAGAACACAAAUAACUAUUAUAACAGCAGUAGUAAUGUGAAUGCUUUAACAAACUUCAAUUUAAGUACUAUAUUUCCAGAAAUGAUUGAUAAGGAACCAAAUAUAACUCCUUUAGGCGUACCAAGUAAAAAUAAUGAAUUUGAUGUUAUGAAUAAUUAUGGAACCAAUAUACAUUCAUCUUACUAAAUGAGAACUAUUUAGGUAUUGAAAUUGAAAAUUUUUAUAUUUUAUAAAAGUAAAAAUAUUAUAAGGAAACUUUUGAAAAUUCUAAAACCAUGUGUGCUACCAGAAAAUUAUUCAUAUUACCUAACGUAAAAGACUGAUAUCAAUAAAUUUUCAACUAUCAAGACUACUAUCAUGAUAAAGAAAAUCAGAAGAUUAUAAAUACUCACUAGUCUAUUCUUAACAGAUUUUUUUUAUAUUCUAUCGUGUUAUAUAAAGUGAUUCAGCAAACAUAUACACUUCUUUUUUUUCUAAAAUAAUACAAAAUCUGAAUUUCAGAGUUUUUAAAUAGACAUGAAGACCUUAUUUUUAUAUUCUUAAUAUUUUUUAGUACUACUUAAGGAGUCAUAUGCAGAUACAAACUCGUUUUUCAAAUGAUAACCACAACCCCCUUAGAUACUAUAAAUUAUUCAACAGAUUUUUUUUCUAAAACUUAUGAUGUUCAAUAAUCAAAAUAAGAAACAAGUAGUUUUUGAAUUAUUUAAAAUUCAUUACAUGAAUAAUAGCUUCACAAUAAUACUAGUUUUGAAAAUAUGGGGACUGUUUUAAAAUUUUUAGUAAUUAAUAUUAAUCAGUCUUCAUUUUUUAUAAUAAAAUCUGGUCCAAAUUUAAUAAAUACUAGGCAUAAUAAUUUAUUGUAAAAAAGGGGAGUUUUCAUUUGAAAAAUAGUAGCUUGUAUUGCCACCUCUUUAAAUAAUAUAAAAGAUCUAAAUAAAUUUAAUGUAUAAUCUAAUUAAAACGUUUUGAAAAUCGGAUUUCAGUUAAAUUCAUUAUUAAAUGGAAAAAAAAAAGGAGUGAGCAUGUUUGGUAAAUCACCCUAUAUAUACAUUGUGUAAUUGUUGGAUAUUUUUAUAGUAUAAAAUAAAUAUUAUUUAUUUAACAUGUUUAA
This is a messenger RNA of Aphis gossypii (cotton aphid), 4196 nucleotides long. RefSeq lists its product as uncharacterized. Lineage: Eukaryota; Metazoa; Arthropoda; Insecta; Hemiptera; Aphididae. The transcript has 6 exons. The record is from RefSeq and is a predicted model, not a curated record. Bases 257 to 3271 code for a protein of 1004 amino acids. Gene Ontology annotation, molecular function: protein dimerization activity.